Cordyceps militaris CM01 is the source of this 981-nucleotide messenger RNA. RefSeq lists its product as uncharacterized. NCBI's taxonomy places the organism in Eukaryota, Fungi, Ascomycota, Sordariomycetes, Hypocreales, Cordycipitaceae. The coding region runs from base 1 to 981 and encodes 326 amino acids. Gene Ontology annotation, molecular function: protein binding. The transcript has 4 exons. The record is from RefSeq and is a predicted model, not a curated record.
AUGUCUUAUUCCGUCACGCCCCUGCUCAUCCAUGCGCCCCAUGCGCCCAUGCGCCCCAUGCCACACACGCUCUCUCACAUUGCGCGUUGCCGCGCCUCGUUAAAAAAGUCCAGAUUCGCCUCCGAUCCAGUUACGUUUCUGGUGGACACGGAAAACACGCCCUUCCCGAGUCUGUUCAUGACUCCUACCAAAGGCAACACUCUCAUCACUACAGCCCGGCAUCUCACUAUCAGCAACAACAACAUCCUCAUCAACUGUAUCAACAACAACCGAGCCCGCACCACUAUCACCAGCAGCCCCAGCAGCAAUACCAGCCUCAGCAACAUCACCAUCACGCAAGUUAUUCACGUCAGCACUCGCGCCAACACUCGCAACACGUCGUCUCACCUCCUCAACUCCGACAAUCGCAGCCGCUCGGCCCUGCCCUCGGGCAUUGAGCGUCUGCCCAACGAUGUUCAAAAUAAAGUCUAUAAUGACUUGGACUACCAGUCCCUUAUUCAUCUGUCCACCGUGAACCGAUAUUUCAAUCAGACCAUUGACCCCCGAAGCAUGUCCGACACAGAUGACAAGUCUCAGUUUGUCAUGAGAGCUGCCAAGGACUUUCCUCAGCACCGACCCAGCGAAAAGGGUCACGACUAUAAGCCAGGAAACUUUGAGUGCUACGUAUGCUUCCGAGUCCGCUCUCCGGAGCACUUUGACAUGUUGCAGCCGCAGCAUGCCUAUGUCGACCACCACGGCCGCCUGGUGACUGAUCGCGACCCUCAGCCUGGCCGAGACCGACAAAUCGCUCUCCGGCGCUUCUGCAUCGAGUGUGGUGUUCGCGAGGGCCUCCAUGCUCCCUUUGACUGUCUCACUACUCGCACCGGCCGCGAUCUUUGGGUGUGCAAGUGCCGACGGAUCUGGGCCAAGCCGGGCUGCCUGCGAUGCCCCGACUGCCGCGCAGACUGCCCUCUGCGACCUAAGAAGAAGUUUGGCUUUUGA